AUGUCAAAGAGAGAAUAUGAACGCCAAAUGGCUGAUGAAGAAGAGCAGCAACUCCAAAGUUUUCAGGCAGCAGGAACAGUACGGUCUGCAAUAGUGCACGAGCUAAAGGAGGCACCUUUAAUUCCUAAAGUCCAGGAUCAAAGAUCAGUUGGAGGAAGAGGUGGUUUAGGAAGCAAAACUUUUCCCUCAAGGGUUUUAGUAGCUUCUGCAGGUGCUUUUUUGUUUUUACUUAAACAAAUUAAUAUGGAUUUGCCUCCAGGAUUCAGAUUCCAUCCCACAGACGAAGAGAUCAUUAUUCAUUAUCUUUUGAAGAAAGUUUUGGACAGAAGAUUCAGUGCAAUAGCCAUAGAAGAAGCUGAUCUGAAUAAGUGUGAACCAUGGGAUUUAACAAAAAAGGAAAAGAUGGGAGAAAAAGAAUGGUUCUUUUUCAAGAAAGAUAGGAAAUACACAACAGGCAUGAGAACAAAUAGAGCAACAGAAUCAGGAUACUGGAAAGCUACUGGAAAAGAUAAGGAGAUCUACAAGGGAAAAAAAUAUCUUGUUGGGAUGAAAAAAACCCUAGUUUUUUACACAGGAAGAGCUCCUAAAGGAGAGAAAACUAAUUGGGUCAUGCAUGAAUACAGACUUGAAGGAAGUUUUUGCAGUUACAGCCUUCCUAUGACAGCGAAGGAAGAAUGGGCUGUUUGCAGAAUUUUUCACAAGAACACAGGAGUUCUCAACAGAAAUCAUCCAGGAGCAGAACUAUCAAGAAUGGACUCUUUUAUGGAACAACAUUUAUUGGGUAGCCCUGCAUUGCCACCAUUGAUGGAUGUUUCUCAUAGACCUAGUUUAAGCUUUACAACUGAUGAAGACGGUGAAUCCAUCAGAGAAAAUUCUACCUCAGCAGUUCCAGAGCCAAAUCCCAAUUCUUAUAAUCAAAUUGGUAUUCCUAAUUCAACCUUUCCAUGUCAAGCAUCAUUAGAUCUUCCUUUCCAGCACCAAGACAUGAUUAGUUCGAUGUUGAAGCCUCGUACAACCUUUCCCUUAAGAGAAUUUGAUCGAACUGGCUUAAGAAUUGUAGCACAAAACCAAAGAAUACUAGAUCCCGAAAGGACUACUUACAAGAUAGGACAAUUCUUGACGACAAAUACUAUGAUCAAUGUUCUCCAAGACACGGCCAUACUUGGCAUGGAAACGGCCAAUGAGAAGACUACUGUGGCUUCGAAAGGAGAAACAGAAAGAGAGAAGUCAUUAGAUGACUUUGAGGGCCUUUCUUUCAGCCCGAUCAUUUCAGAUUUGGAUUACCUGUGGAGUUACUAA
Molecule: messenger RNA, 1299 nt
Organism: Fraxinus pennsylvanica
Lineage: Eukaryota; Viridiplantae; Streptophyta; Magnoliopsida; Lamiales; Oleaceae
Source: the annotation of a GenBank genome assembly